AUGGAUCACGAUUUCGAUGAACAGUGUUCCAAAUUGGCCUCUUUUAGGAAGAAAGUGAUUGCUUCAUUGAGUGACGACGACCCACUAAAGAAGAGAUUACAAAUUGAAAUUAGGUUACGGCAGAGAUGCGAGACAUUUAUAAAUAAUACGAGAGACUUAAAAAAAGGUAGGUACGAUAAUAUCGGUUUAGAUUUUAUGCAAUCGAUGUUAUUAGACAAUGGAAAGUUACGAACUGCAUGCAAAAUUCAUAGUCUUUAUUCGAAUAGAACCUCUCCAUCUCCAAAUUCUAAUAAAGGAGACGGGAUAGAAGCAGGUACUUCUCAACAGGUAGAGUUUAACUGUCAGGUAGAUAAGGGACUUAAAUAUGCUGAAAGACCUGUUUCAAAACAUGAUGAACUACAAACUAGAGAGAGUCGAAAAAAUAAGAAGACUACCAUGGAGGAUCAUAAUAAGGAUUAUGAAAAUGUUCCGGAAGCUCCUGAAUUCAUAUGCAAUACAGAAACUAAAGUAGCCCCAUCCCUAUCCGGAACAUUAAAUUCAGUGCCUAACUUACUGACCGUAAAUCUAGCAAAGGACGUAGGGUCAUCAACCGCGAAGGUGAAAAAACCACAUGCCGACAUAAAACAAAAUGGAUCUAGUGGUAACGAAGAUAGCAAUAAUACCUUAUCAAACUAUGAAAAAGCGUUUAGAACCAAUUCCAGUUCAAUUUCAAGUGUUAAAUUCAAAUCAGAGAACCAGCCAUCCGGAGAAAAUGCGUCGAGUUCAACUAAAAUGUUUAAUGCUCUAUUGCCGCUCUCAAAUAUUUUACCCGUAUGUUCAAGGGAUAAUGAUGAUUCUACCAGCUCAGACAAUACUAUUCCAUCUGUUAACUCCAGUCUUGCAUCUAUAGCGGAUCAUUCAACUACCAAUGGUAACAUGUGGUCUCCGAAUGCCAGCUUGCACCCCAAAAUGCCCAACUCUAGCACAACCAACUUGCAUAAUGACCAAACAGCAAUGAUACCGGUUUUUUUACCUGUCAAAAUCUACCAGGCCCAAGAGGAUUCAAGAAACUCUGAUGAAAGAUACCAUUUCCAUUUACUAAACGGAUCAAAAUUAUUUCCUAAUGUUUCUCCUUCAACUAAAGCUACAGCAGACAGUGCUUCCCCCAAGGAUAUGUCCGAUUUAUCUCAUGUAACGAAUAAUACUUGUGAGAAGAAUACUAAAGUUAUUAAGAAGGUCAAGGCAACGGACCUCUUUGAUGGAGCUGAAUCGUCUACUGGUGGUAGGAAGUCGUCGAAAAAGAUUAAAAAAGCCCAGCGCCAUGUUACAAAUGAUCAGCAGGGUACAAAUGAGGUCAUUGAAGAGCAGUUUAGUAUGAAUAAAUCUCCAGUACCGAAAUCAUUGAAGAAAAUGAGAAAAGUUGCUCGAAAAUAUAACCUGUAA
Molecule: messenger RNA, 1422 nt
Organism: Eremothecium sinecaudum
Lineage: Eukaryota; Fungi; Ascomycota; Saccharomycetes; Saccharomycetales; Saccharomycetaceae
Product: HBR097Wp
Exons: 1
Coding region: 1-1422 (473 amino acids)
Source: RefSeq, a predicted model, not a curated record